Messenger RNA from Platichthys flesus (European flounder), 5637 nucleotides. RefSeq names its product contactin-associated protein-like 4. NCBI's taxonomy places the organism in Eukaryota, Metazoa, Chordata, Actinopteri, Pleuronectiformes, Pleuronectidae. The record is from RefSeq and is a predicted model, not a curated record.
CUCCUCCAGGUACCGCCGGGCUUCUCUUCUCCUCUCUCCUCCUCUCUCCUCCUCUCUUCUCCCCUGUAGCCUCCCGUCGCUUCACCAUGGAUCUGUGGACUAAAUCACUCGCUUGGAUUAUCUCUCAGGUCCUCGUGCUUCUCUCCAGCUCGUGCGGGACAACGGGAGCAGAAGACGUGUGUGACAGCGCGCUGGUGUCCAACCUGCCGCCCUCCUCCUUCCGGAGCUCCUCCCAGCUGUCCAGCAGCCACGCACCGGGCUUCGCCAAACUCAACAGGAGAGAAGGAGCCGGAGGUUGGUCCCCUCUGACCUCAGACAGGUAUCAGUGGCUGGAGGUCGACCUGGGGGAGCGAACCAGGAUCACCGCCGUCGCCACCCAGGGCCGCUACGGCAGCUCCGAUUGGCUGACGUCCUACCUGCUGAUGUUCAGCGACACGGGACACAACUGGAAGCAGUACCGACAGGAGGACAGCAUCGGGUCUUUCCCAGGGAACAGUAACGCAGACAGUGUGGUCCAGUACAAGCUGCAGCAGCCGGCCAUCGCUCGCUUCCUCCGCCUCAUCCCUCUGAGCUGGAACCCCAACGGGCGCAUCGGGCUGCGCCUGGAGACCUACGGGUGUCCUCAUGCCUCUGAUGUGGUGGCGUUCGAUGGCGGCAGCGGCCUCGUGUACAGGUGGAGUCCCGGGGCGAGGCGCACAUCCAAAGAGGUCGUCUCUCUGAAGUUCAAGACCCUGAGGAAUUCUGGGACACUGAUGCACGCGGCGGGAGAAGGAGGACUCGGACUCAGCCUGGAGUUAGAGAGAGGAAAACUGCAGCUGCUGCUCAGACCAGGUGGGACUUCCUCUCCCGAGCCCCGGCCUCUUGCCUCCCUCGGCAGCCUGUUGGACGACCAGCACUGGCAUCAUGUGGCGGUGGAAAGGCAAAGUGCUCACCUCAACCUCACUGUGGACAAACACAGCGAGAGGGUUCAGAUCCCUGCAGAGUUCAGCCACUGGAACAUGGAGCAGCUGAGCUUCGGAGCGGCGCUGAGCCUCGACUCUCAGAAACCACUCGUCUCCAAGAGGAGCUUCCAGGGCUGCCUGGAGAACCUGCUCUACAACAGCAUGAACCUGAUAGAGCGUGCGAAACACAACGACCAGCAGGUGACCUUCAUGGGCAAUGUGACCUUUUCUUGUGCUGAGCCAGUUUCCGUCGCCGUGACUUUUCCCGGCCCCCAGAGCUUCCUCCAGGUGCCAGGGGCGAUGGCGUCCUCUUCAGGGGGCGUGUCCGUGAGGUUCCAGUUCAGGACGUGGAACAAGGCGGGGCUUCUGCUCACCUUUGACCUCCCUGACGAAGGAGGAGUGGCCUGGCUGCACCUGAGCGAGGCCCGACUGUGGCUGCAGAUCCAGAAGGCUGGCAGGGCGCCGCUGGAGCUCAGUGCAGGUUCGGCUCUGAACGACGGUCAGUGGCACUCAGUGGAUUUCACCUCCGAACGAGGACGUCUGAGCGUCUCUGUGGAUGAAGGAGAAGGAGGAGUCGCUCACGCCAGCCCCUCGUUUCCUGUCAGCGUUAGACAUCAACUCUUCUUUGGUGGUUGUCCCGCUGACGAUGACAGUCAGGAGUGUACAAACCCCUUCGACAUUUUCCAGGGCUGCAUGCGCCUCCUCUCUGUGGACCAGCAGCCAGUGGACCUGAUCCUGGUGCAGCAAAGACUGCUGGGAAACUACAGCAACUUGCAGAUCGACAUGUGCGGCAUCAUCGACAGGUGUUCUCCCAGUCGCUGUGAACAUGGCGGCCGCUGCACUCAGUCCUGGACCAUCUUCCACUGUAACUGCUCGGACAGCGGCUACAGCGGAGCGACCUGCCACAGCUCCGUGUACGAGCAGUCGUGUGAGGCGUACAAACACAACGGCAACACGUCGGGACACUUCUACAUCGACGUGGACGGCAGCGGACCAAUCAGAUCACAGCUGGUCUACUGCAACAUGACAGAGGACAUCACGUGGAUGGUGAUCCAACACAACAACUCGGAGCUGACCAGAGUCCGACCCUCUCCAGACGUGAACCAGCUCUCAGUUCACUUCGACUACUCGUCUCGCGAGGAGCAGCUGUCGGCCGUCAUCAGCCAAUCACAGCACUGCGAACAGGAGCUGGCCUACCGCUGCAGGAAGUCCCGCCUCCUGAACACCCCAGAGGGCUCUCCGUUCAGCUGGUGGCUCGGCGGUCCCGGCUCCGGGCGCCUCCAGGCGUACUGGGGCGGAGCUCAGCCGGGCAGCCAGCAGUGUGCCUGCGGCCUGCAGGGCGACUGCGUGGACCCACAACACUACUGCAACUGUGACGCCGACCGCCUGGAGUGCCUCCACUCAGGUGGUUUUCUCCUUCGACGUGGGCAACGGGCCGCUGGAGGUUCUCGUGCAGUCCAACGUGUCGCUGAACGACAGCCGGUGGCAUCGGGUCCGAGCCGAGAGGAACGUGAAGGAGGCUACGCUGCGGCUGGACGAGCUCCCCCCCGCCACGCAGGAGGCGCCGGCCGAGGGACACGCCCACCUGCAGCUCAACAGCCAGCUGUUCAUAGGAGGAACCGCGUCCCGGCAGAAGGGCUUCCGGGGCUGCAUCCGCUCCCUGCAGCUGAACGGCGUCACCCUGGACCUGGAGGAGCGGGCGAGGAUCACGCCCGGGGUUCGACCCGGCUGCCCGGGUCACUGCAGCAGCUACGGCUCGCUCUGCCAGAACCGGGGCCGCUGCGUGGAGAGAGCCGCCGGCUUCCACUGCGACUGCGGCCUGUCGGCGUUCACCGGAGUCUUCUGCCACUCAGAGGUGUCGGCCUCCUUCGAGUCCACCACCUCCGUCAGCUACACCUUCAAGGAGCCGUACGAGCUGACGAGGAACAGCAGCGCCCCCCCGUCCUCCAUCUACUCCGACGUGACGCUGAGAGGAGAGAACGUCUCGCUGAGCUUCAGGACCAAUCAGAGCCCGGCUCUGCUUCUCUACGUGUCCUCGUACUACAGAGAGCACCUGGCCCUGCUCAUCAACAAGCACGAGGAGCUGGAGGUGAGGUACAAGCUGGACAGCAGCAGAGAAGCAGAGGUGCUGAGGAGCAGAGUGAAGAGUUUGGCCAACGGACAAUUACACACAGUUACUGUCAGGAGACUGAGCGACUCUGUGUCAGUGCAGAUUAACCAGAACGCCAGAGAGGACUUCAACCUGACGUCUGACGGAGAAUUCAACGCCAUCAAGUCUCUGGUGUUGGGCAGAGUGCCAGACUCUGAUCUGGACCCGGACGUGUCCAGGUUGGCGUCUCUGGGUUUCUCCGGCUGUCUCUCAGUGCUCAGCUUCAACUCCAUCAGUCCUCUGAAAGCCGCUCUGCUCCACCCGGACACCAGCCCCGUCUCCAUCAGCGGACCUCUCCUCCGGUCCAGCUGCGGCUCCUCGGCUUCGGCCGAUCCCUACGCAGCGGAGAACAAACACCACCUGUCAGACCAGUCUGGCUCAGUGGGUUCAGGUCAACCUCUGGUCAAUGCCAUCAGGACGGACUCGGCUCUGAUCGGAGGUGUGAUAGCGGUGGUGAUCUUCGUGGUCGUGGCCGUCCUGGCGAUAACGGGCCGAUUCCUCUACCGCAGGAAAGAGACGUACAGAAACCAGGAGGUGAAGGGAGUCCAGCGGGAGGACAGCCCCGAUUUCCCCUUCACCAGCCAGACCGACUCCCAGAACGUCCGCGGUGAAAACCGAAAGGAGUAUUUCAUUUAGCCGGAGACGAGCCCGGUGAACUGGAGACGCCUCAGAACCUCUCACUGAACUCAGAGCCACUGGGAGACUUCACUGGGAGACUUCACUGGGAGACUUCACUGGGAGACGCAAAAACACCCACAGCAAAAAAACAGUUCACACAGUUCCCUGUAUAUUGUGUACAUACGGAUCCAAACUGGACUUCUGAGGAGUUUGAUUUCCUGGUUUCACAGAUUGUAAAUAUUGAAAACAAAAUGUAAAUGUCGGCAUCGUGUCCACAACAAUCUUUAGCUAACAUCACUUAGGACGUUUUAAAUGAGACAUAUCAAUGUUCAUAUUCUGGUUUAUAAUUUAAAUUAAACAUUCUCCCCACUUUCAGAAAACACUGUCCUCAGACUGUCCACCGCUGCUGCUCCUCUGUUCAGCCUCUGUCAAAAAAAACACAUGGUUUCAGCUCCAGUCUCUUUGUAGAAUAUUCAAACACAACUUCAUUUUGUUUGGCUGAUGCACUUUUCUACGAGGACUGCGUGUGCUCGUACACAUUUUAAUAAUUUCCAUUUUGCAAGUAUAGUACUGAAUUGUGCUGUUAACAAAUGGCCUCUUCAAAGUCGACACAGUCUCACUCACUGCAGUCGUGCACGAGCGCAUUGUGCGUUUGUGCCGUUUGUCGAGUGGCACUUCGCCGUCUGCUGCCGGUUGAGAGACUCUGAGACUUUUUAAUACAGCAGGGAUUGAUUUUUCCACUUCAUUUCCAUUUCUACCUCUUUUUCUCCUUCUCCUCUCGCUGCCAGCAGCGAACAAAAAUACAUCUAUGAGCAUUUAGCGUUUUUCAGUUUCCUGUUGUGUGGAGGCUUUUGAGAUAUCGUGCUGUUCAGUUGAUUGUGUUUCCUCCCUCUCCUCCUCCCUGCUGCCGGCCGCCUGCUGAAAGCCCCCCCCCCCCCCCCCGCUCUCUGAACAGCAAAGCUCUUAACAGUGACGGCAGCACAAGGCUCUGUAACACUGGGCCUGUCUGUCACCUCGCUCGCUGCACAGACAUGUGUUUCAAACGCUAAUCUGCUUGUGACAGGUGGACUGUGACUCGAUGGAGAAGCAGCCAGCUGAUCAGGAUGAGGCGCUGAGAUAAUCCAGGAGGCGUCAGGCAGACAUGACAUGGAAACACACGUCCUGGUAUUAGCACUGGGUGAAUUCAGCUGGUGUGGAAAGAGGAGCUGCUGACGGAGGAGAAGCUGAGAAGCAGAAAGAGGAUCGACAGCAGCUGUUAAACAAACACACACCGCCGUCUCUCUGCCAGCACCCGAGGCACUGAUGGGAUUUUAAUGAGGAAAAGUUACUCAAACUUUAAAGUGCAUUGUUCAUCCCUGUUGUUUUUGUUGUUUUUUGUUAAUCUCACAACAGUUGUUGACUAUUGGAUUCUCUGAAGUGUGGUCAGUCCUGCAGCAGGCGGAGCUGCAGAGAGGAACUCCACUUUCAGUCUGAGCUCCGCUGCUAAGAAAUAAGAUAAAUACAAAACUACUGAGAAUGUGGAAGAAGCACUAACUUUGAAAGGUAGAUGCUCAAGACCACAGUUUAUAAUAGAUCUAAACAAAUCCAUAACUUUACAUUCACGACCAGCUUCUAAAUUUUUCUACAUGUGCUUUCCACUGAGGCUCCAGACAAGUUAGAUAUUUAACACAUUGUUUAAUUUUUGAUUUACUGAGAGUAAGAAAAACCUGGAUCCACAUCAGCCUUGUUCUUACAGGAGUGAGAAGUGAGGUUGUGUCUCUCUGACGAUGCACUGGUUUAGAGGUGAAGUGUGUAACCGUUGUGUUAGUGCAGUGACGUGUGUGUGUGUGUGAGUGAGCUGUCAUGUAGAAAUAUACAGAUUUGAUUCAUACGCUGGUUGUUUGACUAUCAACGAAAUGCUAUAAGAAAAUAAAUGAUCUUUUUUUUUUU